Labeo rohita (rohu) is the source of this 3030-nucleotide messenger RNA. It is a transcript of the gene far1, whose product is annotated as fatty acyl CoA reductase 1. NCBI's taxonomy places the organism in Eukaryota, Metazoa, Chordata, Actinopteri, Cypriniformes, Cyprinidae. Gene Ontology annotation, molecular function: alcohol-forming very long-chain fatty acyl-CoA reductase (NADP+) activity. The record is from RefSeq and is a predicted model, not a curated record. Gene Ontology annotation, biological process: long-chain fatty-acyl-CoA metabolic process. Gene Ontology annotation, cellular component: peroxisome. The coding region runs from base 190 to 1746 and encodes 518 amino acids. The transcript has 12 exons.
ACGCAUCAUUUGGCAACCCAUCGCAGUUCCUCUCCAGCGAAGCUAAGCUACAUCCCCACUGCGUUUCCCAUCACUGCUGGAUAGAGCACUUGAACCCUCGGAUCACCACGCAAAAAAAUAACGCGGGGGAAUAUAUCAACAUCUCAGUGUUUUUCAGGGGUGUAACAGAGGAGGGAAGGUGCACUCAGGAUGGUCACCAUUCCAGAGUUUUACGAGGGGAAAAAUGUUCUCAUCACAGGGGCUACAGGCUUUAUGGGGAAAGUACUUCUGGAGAAGCUGCUACGCUCUUGUCCCGGUGUCAAAGCUGCCUAUGUGCUCGUCCGGCCCAAAGCGGGACAGGCACCUGAUGCCCGUAUUGCUGACAUGAUCAACUGCAAGCUUUUUGACAGACUGCGAGAGGAGCAGCCCGAUUUCGCAGAGAAGAUCGUGGCGGUCAACAGCGACCUGACGCAGCCAGAUCUGGACCUGAGCACAGAAGACCAGGAGACCCUCACGGGCUGCAUUAACAUAGUGUUUCACUGCGCCGCCACUAUCCGCUUCAACGAGCCUCUAAAAGAUGCCAUGCAGUUGAAUGUGCUGGCCACGCAGAAGAUGGUUAACUUGGCUCACAGAAUGAAGCAUUUGGAGGUGUUUAUCCACGUGUCCACAGCCUACGCCCACUGUGACCGAGAGCUCAUUGAAGAGGUGGUCUAUCCACCACCUGUCGAUUACAGGAAGCUCAUAGACACACUUGAGUGGAUGGACGACAAGCUUGUCUCCUUAAUGACACCAAAGCUGUUAGGUGAGCGGCCUAACACAUACACGUACACUAAAGCCUUGGCAGAGCAACUCGUUCAGCAGGAGUGUGGAAACCUCAACGUCGCCAUCAUCAGGCCCUCUAUCGUAGGAGCCAGCUGGAAAGAGCCGUUCCCCGGCUGGAUUGAUAAUUUCAACGGGCCGAGUGGGAUAUUCAUCGCUGCAGGGAAGGGGAUUCUACGAACAAUGAGGGCUUCAAAUAACGCUGUCGCUGACCUGGUGCCAGUCGAUGUGGUCAUAAACACCACUUUGGCUGCUGCCUGGUAUUCCGGUUCCCAGAGACAUGCCAGACCGAGGAGUAUGUUGGUGUACAACUGCACGACGGGCGGGAUCAACCCUUUUCACUGGGGUGAAGUUGAGUACUGCAUAAACAUGACGUUCAAGACCAACCCCUUAGAACAGGCUUUCAGACGCCCCAAUGUUAACCUGCGAUCCAAUCCUUUUACCAAUCAGUACUGGACCACAGUGAGUCACACCCUUCCUGCCCUGCUGUAUGACGGGUUUCUCAUGUUGACGGGUCAGAAGCCCCGGAUGAUGAAGACAAUCACUCGGUUGCACAAGGCCAUGAUGGUGCUGGAGUACUUCACGAGCCACUCGUGGGUGUGGAACACGGACAACGUCACCAUGCUCAUGAACCAGAUGGGAUCUGAGGACAAGAAGGUAUUUAACAUUGAUGUCAGGCAGUUACACUGGGCUGAAUAUAUGGAGAAUUACUGCAUGGGCACUAAGAAGUAUGUUCUCAACGAAGAGUUGUCAGGACUCCCAGCGGCACGCAAACACUUGAACAAGCUGCGGAACAUUCGCUACACUUUCAACACCAUCUUGGUAGUCUUAAUCUGGCGCAUUUUCAUCGCCCGUUCACAGAUGGCCAGAAACAUCUGGUACUUCGUCGUCAGCUUGUGCUUCAAGUUCCUCUCCUAUUUCAGAGCCUCCAGCACCAUGAGAUACUGAAUCCACCCCGCCUGUCCUAUCCCACCCCUCUCUCCCUCUCUCCCGACGGCUAUGCACACAUUUCUGCUUCGCGACACUCCAGACGCUGAGGGUCAAGUGUACGGGCGUAGUAUCCGCUAUCCUCCCCUCCCGCACAAAUGCGCCCUCAACAUCACAGGGUGCAAGUGCACUCAACUGCUAUGUAGAAAGCAUGAAUUUUCAGGGCUCGGGGUCUAAGAAGCUCUCUCAGCACAACGAGAGCGACCGCGUUCGUGCAGAGCGCGUUUGAGCACUUACUGUACCCGUUCCACCUCCAGUGGGCGACUCUUGAUUAUUAUGGUUUACAUACCUGCUCGUACUUGUUGGCGGCAUUGGCUCCUUUCCAACUGUAAUCAACGAAGCACAAGGAGGAGAAGACAAAAUUAGAGAUGGCUUUGUCUCAGCUCUGUGCCUACUAUUGAAAAAUUACCUUCGUCAUGUGCCCGAUGUCUUUGUUCGAUUCAUGUCUUCUGCCUUACUUCUUUCUCGUACCUCUCACCAUCUUCGAGACAAAAGUUAUUGACGCGUCACCAAAUAAUAAGCGACUUGAGUGCGAUUCCAGACCCUUUGUUUGUCUUCAGUCAAUACCAAAAUGUCAGAAAUACAUUUUAUGUACUACUUGAUGUCUCUUUGGGUUUUUGUGAAAGGAAUCAACCGCUUUUAGUCAGUAAUUUCUCUGAUAUAAAUAAACAUGCUAGUUUUCCUUAGAAAUUUCCUCAGUUUGUUCACCUGCUUAAACCUGUUGCCUUCUAUGAAUUAUUAAGCUUAUUAAUAAACACGAGUAAACGGCUUUGCGUCAACGGUUCCUAAAGCCGUUGACGUUUGACUAACGUAACAUUACAAAUUCGUUCAGCUCGUGUUUUAUAAAUAAAGCGCGAUGAUUGUUCAUUGCCAUAACUUAUUAGUGUUCAGGUAAUGACUUUUGUACAUAAAACAUGUUAUAUUUGCGUAAAGCUGUCUGAGGAAACCGAAUGUCUGCUUUCAAAACCUAACGUCAGUCUUUACGUUCGCUUCGAGUCGUCAUAUCCGAGAAAGGCAAUGAUUCGUUUUAACUGGAUUGAGUGUUUUCUUUCCCUUUUUCAACCGAAUUAUUUUUGUGAACUGUUUGAAUGUUAAAGUAAUGUGAAAGAGCUGAUGUAUGUUUUCUAAAUCAUUCUAUUUAGGUAAAUCACUGUAUUGUCUGCUACUAAGUAUUUUCCAUGUUUGAAAUAAAUAGGAAGUGAUUGUUUAUGACGCGAAAUGACAAGUGAAAUGAAGAGAUGUAAA